Procambarus clarkii (red swamp crayfish) is the source of this 3250-nucleotide messenger RNA. RefSeq names its product Krueppel-like factor 8. Gene Ontology annotation, molecular function: DNA-binding transcription factor activity, RNA polymerase II-specific; RNA polymerase II cis-regulatory region sequence-specific DNA binding. Gene Ontology annotation, biological process: regulation of transcription by RNA polymerase II. The record is from RefSeq and is a predicted model, not a curated record. Lineage: Eukaryota; Metazoa; Arthropoda; Malacostraca; Decapoda; Cambaridae.
AGAAGGGUCUGUGUGUGCCUCCGUCUGAGAUCUGGUGCUCUGUUCGACCCCUCCCAAACCACAGGCAUUUGCGUCGUUUAGAGAUACAAAAGAAUUAUUCCGUGUUGAAAGGUUGUGCCAAGCACAGUUGAUAUAUCACGAAGGUGGUGUUGAUUGUGUUGCAUUAGCAACAUACGUGACAGAAAAAAUAACCAACAACUAUUGACAUGUGCAGAACUAGUGAAAUGACCCACGAGUUAUGAUCCGCCCUCUCGAGGACAAACUGUUGUAAUCCUUCACCUCACAUCCUCGUUUUUCCUGGUUGUUUAGUAGAGCGGGAGGGGAGCGUCGCCCCAGGCCAUGGUACCCGAGCAUGACCCCCGCUUCGACGCCCACCCCAACACCAUGUCCAAAGAGGCGGAGGUGCCCCCCGAGCAGUUAGAACCAGUGGACCUGAGCGUCAAGACCAAGGAGGACCAUCUCCCAGGACCUCAGCUCGGCCAUGGCCAUGUCCAACCGCUACCCAGGCUGCCUGCGUGUCCGUCCAUGCACGGACCCCCGGCCGGACCUCAGGGACCCCUGCUCAGGCUUCCGCAGUCCUCCGUCAACCAUAACCUGCAUCCGGAGUACCAUAGUCCGCCCAGACCACCCUCAGGAGUCAUCAAUUACAGUCCGCUCAGGCACUCAGGGGACAAAAUGCGUCGACCGCCGACAGAUACUCGACCACCCAUCACAGGCGACCAUAGAGUGGCUGGAAGCCACAUCCAAAAGUUGUUUUGCGAACGAGUACAAAAGGAAUCAUCGAGUGGUCGAGAGACGAAAGUGCAGGCGCAGAGAGUGCCAUGUGAACCCUUAGGCCCACUUUCCGGCGAUCUUAAGGCCACGGAGGAAAGAGUGCAUAGAGUGGCGUGUGAGAGGCUGCCGAGAGUGUCGAGGGAGAGCGUGCAAAGAGUAUCCGAACAUCGGAUUACCAUCGGUCGCUCGGAGUGCGAAACGUCCAAGUUGGCCCUGAAACAGUUAUCCGGUUAUACAAAAUGCAGCGUAGAGACGCGGGUAUCUCCCAAGCCUUCCCCAACCUACAGCAUCACGGCAUCAACCACCACAACACCUGCUACCACCACCAACACCACCACCACCACCACAACCACCACACACCAUUCACCCGAACUGUCGCCGUCAGCCCCGCAGAGCCUGAAGGUGGAGCCGCAUCAGGCAGCGGUAACCUCCACUUCGUCGUCUUUCACUCGAACAAUAUCACCGAAGGACUCCUCGUCCUCCUCACCGAACGCGAGUGUGCUGGGGACCCUGGACCUCCCGGGACUCCACAUGGGGCUCCCGCUCCAGGGCCCCAGCUUCUCCUGCGUCAGCCCGGACGAGCUGGUGGGGACCAGUGGCUCGCCUCUGCGAAGUAGUGAGUCUGCUUUCCUCCUGCGCAUGUCCAGGUUCCCUACCACCCUGCCUCUGCCUCUCGGCUUGGAUCUCACGCUUAAGUCCGAGCUAGGCAAGAGUCCAAUAGACACUCUUAACAUGAACUUAGAAAAUGCCUUCCACAACGGAGCGACGCCCUUUCUCUCCUUACAAAGGAUACGCGAAGCAUCAUUAGCUCUGUAUGGUAAGCGCUCUCUGAGCGAGAGUCCGUCACCGCCUCCCCUGUGUGUGUCGUCUGGACCCACCCACCUUCCCUCCCCGUCGCCGCAGACCGCAACGCUUACCUCAUCCGCCGUCUCGUCGUCGUCUUCGUCGUCGUCCUCGCCUUCGUCUCCGCCGCCUGCUGUCACUCGGCCUCCAGGCCGAGCCCCUCCUUCGUCGGCUGAUUACUCCGACGCCCUCAGACGAAGGAAGGCCCAUCGGUGUGACUUCGAAGGUUGUGAAAAGGUCUACACCAAGAGCUCUCACCUCAAAGCCCACAAACGCACACAUACAGGUGAAAAGCCGUAUCACUGUACGUGGGAUGGUUGUAAGUGGCGAUUCGCGAGGUCAGACGAGUUGACCCGCCACUACCGUAAACACACAGGCCAGAAACCCUUCAAGUGCCAGCUGUGUCAGAGGUCAUUCUCCAGGUCAGACCACCUCUCCCUCCACAUGAAGAGGCACUGAAGGGAGCAGGACAAAUGCUCUGACUCCUCAGAUUGAGAUCCAAGAGUCUGUGCUUCAUCUGACAAGAGACGUUGUUAUGCUGAUGUCUUGCCUCCGCUCUCUCAUCUCUCCUCAGUCUCGUGAGGAACUUGAGUGGGCGGUUACAAGUGCCAGGUGUGGUUUUAUAAGUGCCAGGUGUGGUUCUACAAGUGCCAGGUGUGGUUUUUACAAGUGCCAGGUUUGGUUUUACAAGUGCCAGGUGUGGUUUUACAAGUGCCAGGUGUGGUUUAACAAGUGCCAGGUGUGGUUUUACAAGUGUCAGGUGUGGUUUUACAAGUGCCAGGUGUGGUUUUACAAGUGCCAGGUGUGGUUUGACAAGUGUCAGUUGUGGUUUUACAAGUGCCAGGUGUGGUUUGACAAGUGUCAGGUGUGGUUUGACAAGUGUCAGGUGUGGUUUGACAAGUGUCAGUUGUGGUGCAACUGGGGGCCUUGCAAACAGAGUCUGGACGCGGAUAUAAGUUUGCAACAACGCAGUCAUACGGUCAACAAAACAACAUGUACUCUGUAUUUAUUUGGUGAAAAGCCUCAGGUGCUAUCGUGGACUAUUUCUUCCACUGUAGUCCAGUUGAGACAUAAUUUUUUACAAGCUGUGAUAGGUCUGUGCCUGUUAGUGGAAAUUCUAUACAGUGUUAGCAACCGCCUGUAUUCCUUCGAUUGAUCAUAACUUCCAAAUGCGUCAUCUCUAGCAAAAUUUUCGUCCUUAAACAAUCUCAAAAACUAUUGAAAUUUAGUUUUUUAGUAGUUUUUUUUUUGUAACAGGAGAUUUAUAUAGUAGUACAGCUAAUAUAUUUAUUCACAGUCCAUAAGCCAUAAUUCCCCCCCCCCCUAGAGGUUUAUCAAGCUUGGGUGUUUCUGAAUCGUGAACGUUAGUCAGUAUUAUUGACCAGCCAAAAGUAUUUUUCCUUAUGAAAAUAAUGGCUUGGUAGAGAUGAAUGUCAAGGUACCACCGUGGUAUCUAGCAGGUGUCGAGGUACUACCUACACCCCCCACCCCCCCACAACACGUCAUCAAGGCAGGAGAGUUAAGGUACCACGCUACCCAUCAGUGCUCAGGUACCUUAGCAAGUCAAAAAUAUCUCAUCAUAUCAAUUUAUGACAGUCAUACCCACAAAUGGACUAAUGAGAUUAAAAAAUAA